CGUUGUUAAUUUUACUGUUAAAUUUUGUCCUAUUAAAACCUCCGUUUUAAGCUUUACCAAAGUAACUAAACUUAUCUCCGGCGCAAAAUGACGAAUCCGGAAACUAAGCAGGACAAAAACGUGGAGGAAGUUGAUCCAGCGGACUGGACGCUCGAAAGCGAUCCGGAGAUAAAUGUUUCGAUGACAAAAAUCAUCAUUCGCAACGUGUUUGAUCUGAACGAGAAUGGCCUCAAAGCGCUCUGCCGGCACUAUGGAACCGUCACGAAUGCCUUCAAAAUUAAUCCAUCUACUGCGUUCGUGGAAUUCGCCCAAGAGAACGAGGCCACGAUAGCCGUGCAGCAGCUGAACAGUAAGCUCGGUUUCCGAUUUCAAGCUGACUUUGCACGACCUAAGGAGACACCGGUGGUCAUUUCAUCGAAGGCGGCAAACGCCACAACCUUGGAAACACCCGAUGAGUCGUGGGAAGAGGCCAGCAGGAAGCGUCGAUUCAAUUUGGCAUUCUCGAUUCCACUACCCAUUCGGUUUCCUAAACGCAACGCUUUAAUCACGCGCUCGGAUUACCUGCCACCCUCGGAUGCCAACGUGAAGCUGCGCCAAACGGACCCGGCGUGCUUUUUCAGCAUUUCCGAAAACAGCGAAACUUGUGUAGAGGAGCGCGAGCAAGCGACAGAAAAGGAAGCUUUGGCCAUCAAAUCCCACAAUGCCAUCUACACACACCACGGCCUGGAGGAAACGGAAAGAGGUCGCUUCGGUCCAGUAAAACGUUGCGUCGUUUGCCAUGGUUACGGUUUCGCGUACUGCGACAAAUGUAGUACAUCGUACUGCUCCACUAACCACCAAAGUGUUCACCACACCGAACACACGAUCAUCUGUGGCGGUGAUCCGAGUGGAGCAAUCGAUAAAGAUACUGGCUGUGGUGGCAAGGAAAAUAAGACCACUUUAUCCACCAGUGGCCACAAUUCACUGAUACGCGAUGAUCUUCCCACCAAGGCAAAGGUGCUCAUUACAGCUGUUCUGUCGCAGAACUGUGUAUACGUUCGAUCGGCCGAUCAGGCGACGAACCGAGAGUAUCUUAAAACGAUCGGUGAUAUGGCCAAGGCAGGCUAUCUGCUCGGUGCCCGUGAUGGUUUGAAUGCUGAACCAGUAGAAGGGGAAAUAUAUCUUGCCCCGUAUGCUCCACUUGGUGUGUACGGUCGCGUCCUGGUAACCGAUGCGACGUUUAACAGAAAACGAUGUAAGUGUGUGUUCAUCGAACACGGAACGGUACAGAUCGUUCCCUGGGAUGCAUUGCUUCCGCUUGAUGAUGCCGAGCUUAAAUAUCGGAAGGUGUUCGUGUAUAAGACGCUGUUGGCGGGUAUUACGGAAGAGUACGGAACGGUUGAGCAGGCCAUCGCUUACCUCAAUCGGCUGAAGGGGCAAACGCUGUACAUGACACACCAGGUGGUGGAUCGUAACAUGGUCAACAUACAGCUACGCACCAGCCGCGAGGGUAAGAGCGUUAACGAAACAAUCAACGACAAAAUUAUCGUGCCUGCCCUGCUGACGGACAGUGACCACGAAGGGUUCAUCAUGUACAAGAAUCUAACCCAACCGGCACCAGCACGUGGUAAAAAUAUUCAAAUCUUCAUUCUCAACAAAACGACCAUUCAGCUGGACUCGCGCGUCACUUGGAUCGCCACCAGCGACCUAGCGUACCUGGAGGAUUUGCACAACAAGCUACAGCACUACGGCAAAAAGGUGGCCACAUUCCAACGGUACAUGACACCGCGACACGGUGAGCUUUGUCUAGUGCGUUGCUGGCACAAGUGGUACCGUGCCGUAUGCCACGAGACCGUCGGUGAUUCCAAGCCGGCACUAUUUCUUUGCGAUUAUGGCAACAUGAUAAUCGCCGAUCUGACCGAUAUCCGCAAAACUCCGCCUCAAUUCGCCACGGACGUGCGCACUCACGAUGGAAUCAUCGAGGGAUUCGAUGAAGCGAAAGCGGAAGGCGUUAAGCUGGAUUCCGAGUUGCUGGAGAUCUGUGUACCGGAGAACGAGAGCCUACUGGCGGACAUCUCCGAGCGUGAUAUUUCGUCCGGUUUGGUGAAGGAAAAGAUCACCUUGCUUAGAAUUCAUGAGUUUUCCUCCGUGAUGGAAUUACGGCGCAUUAACAGCGCUUUAAAUAAGCAGAAACGGUAACCGGGCCAGCCGGAUUCGGAAAGUUGGACUCUUCUUCUUAUUCUACUUCCGUGCUAGUGUCCUCUUAUUGACACGUUUAGAGAAAUAAACAAGGAAUCACCUAAUGUGAUCUAUU
Messenger RNA from Anopheles darlingi, 2293 nucleotides. RefSeq names its product protein vreteno. The transcript is spliced from 3 exons. The coding region runs from base 88 to 2178 and encodes 696 amino acids. NCBI's taxonomy places the organism in Eukaryota, Metazoa, Arthropoda, Insecta, Diptera, Culicidae. Gene Ontology annotation, molecular function: RNA binding. The record is from RefSeq and is a predicted model, not a curated record.